CGCGCUCCCCGCCCCUGCCCCCUCCUCCCACCCCCGUGCUCCCCGCUUCUCCCCCAGCCCCUCGUCUCCCCCGCCCCCUUCUCCCCUCCCCGGCUCCCCCGCUCCGCCUCGGGGGCUGCGGCAGCCCGGCCACGGAGCAGCCCUGCGGCCCGAGCGCGCUGUCCAUGGUGGGCUGCGAGCUGCCGGCUGCCCGCCCGGCGCCGCGGGGCUUUGGGGCCAUGCCGGGCACGGCAGCGGCGGCGGCUCCCCGGCGUCCCCCCGCGCCCCGCCGCUCGGCGAGCGCCUGGCUGGUGGCGGGAUAAUGCGUCUGCCGGGCGCCAGCGCUGGGCACCUGGGAGGCACCGCGCCGGGGGGCCGCCCGCCGCCCCGCCACCAUGUCCCCCCCAGCCUCGGCGGCCGCGGCCGGCGACAGAGGCAGCAGCACGUCGGUGCCUCCGGAGGAGGCGGAGGGGGGCCGAGAGGAGGUGAGGACGGAGCGAGCUGCCCGCCCCGCCGGGCGGCGGCUUGGGGCUCCCCGGCUGCAUGCGAGCGGCUUUGCAUGGCACGGGCACGGGCACGGGCAUGGCAGCGCGCUCGAGGCUCCGCUCCGCUCCGCGGGGUUACACCCCGGCUCUGACCGGGCCGGGGCUUUGCAUCCAGCAGCGGCCGGUGAAGCAGUCCCUCAGUAAGUCCCUCUGCAGAGAAUCCCACUGGAAAUGCCUGCUCCUCUCCCUUCUCAUGUACGGCUGCAUGGGAGCUAUGACCUGGUGCCAUGUGACCAAGGUCACCCGGCUGACCUUUGACAGUGCCUACAAGGGCAAGUCCAUGAUGUAUCACGAUAGCCCCUGCUCCAAUGGCUAUGUUUACAUCCCCCUGGCCUUCCUGGUGAUGCUCUACGUGGUCUACCUGGUGGAGUGCUGGCACUGCUACACCCGCAAUGAGCUGCAGUACAAGGUGGACGUGGAGAGCGUGCACGAGCGGGUGCAGAGAAUGCAGCAGGCCACCCCGUGCAUCUGGUGGAAAGCCAUCAGCUACCACUAUGUCCGGAGGACCCGGCAGGUCACCCGCUACCGCAAUGGGGACGCCUACACCACGACCCAGGUGUAUCACGAGAGGGUCAACACUCAUGUGGCGGAGGCCGAGUUUGACUACUCCAACUGUGGGGUCAAGGACAUCUCCAAGGACCUGAUGGACCUGGAGAGCUACCCAGCCACUCGGCUCCGCUUCACCAAAUGCUUCAGCUUUGCCAACGUGGAGUCCGAGAACUCCUACCUGACCCAGCGCGCCCGCUUCUUCACCGAGAACGAGGGGCUGGACGACUACAUGGAGGCCAGGGAGGGGAUGCACCUCAAGAACGUGGAUUUCAAGGAAUACAUGGUGGCCUUUUCAGACCCCGAUAACCUUCCCUGGUACGUGUCCCACUACGUCUUCUGGGUGGCUGCCCUGCUGACCCUCUCCUGGCCCCUGCGGGUGCUGAAUGAGUACCGCACCUCCUACGUCCAUUACCACGUGGAGAAGCUCUUUGGGUUUGACUUUGUGGCCGUAACACCAGCUGAGGAGCGCUCCUUCUGCAGGAGGAUGCCCCGUGUCAACACGGUGGACAGCACUGAGCUGGAGUGGCACAUCCGGUCCAACCAGCAGCUAGUGCCCAGCUACUCAGAGGCUGUCCUGAUGGACUUGGUGGGGCUCUCCAGCUGCACCAGCUACUCCGCUUGCAGGUACGGGGGCUACCGGCAGAACUGCGAGCGGUGCCACAGGACUAUAAGCAGCUCGUCCAUCUUCUCCCGCAGCGCCCUGAGCAUCUGCAACGGCAGCCCCAGGAUCCCCUUCAGCAGCAGCCGCUUCUCGCUGGGCCGCCUCUACGGCUCCCGGCGCAGCUGCCUCUGGCAGAGUCGGAGUGGGAGCUUGAACGAGCAGAGCUGCCCAACUGAGCAAACCCGGCUCUCCAGCCAGGUCACAGUGGAGGAGGAGGACCCUCCUGCUUACCAGGAUGCCCUCUACUUCCCCGUCCUUAUUGUGCACCGCAACGAGGGCUGCCUCAACCAUGACCACCGUCACCUCCAUCGGAACGGGUCCUGCAUGGAGACCUCACUGUGAGCGGAGGGCGGCGAGGAUCUCCCUCUUGAUCACCGUGUCUCCAGGCACAGGGACUUGGGAAGGGAGGGGAUAGCCAGGAAAAUGAGGCACCAGUGCCCCGCUCAGCAUGUGGGAUGGAGAGGUCACUGCCUCUUGGUCUCCAAGGAUAGGCUCAGCAGCUGCUGCAUUUGCCACAUGGCCUCUUUGAUGUCACAGAGGAGAGGGUGGCAGCAGGAUGGGUGAGCAGCAGCGCCACCUGUGGCAUGGCACAAAAUGACAGACCGACAGCCACAUGCAGAAAAUGGUAGAAAAGAAAGGACUGAAGGAGGGAGCUGGGUGCUAUAGUUCCACGCUCUGCCUCGAAAGGCCCCGGCUGGCUGGAAUAGUGCUAAAUGACAACUAGCACCCACCACCCUGCUGCACCCGUGACCUCCGCCCUUCUCCCCCAGUGCUGCAGACUUACUCUCCCGCAGAGGGGUCCCGCACGGGGCCAAGAGGAGCAAGGCCUGGCAGCACAUUCCCUUUGAAGCAGCGAUUAACUCCUCAUGCGCCAAAGAUCCUGGGGCACUCGGGCCCAUAGAGCUGAAGGGCAGUUUAGAGGAAAUGCUCAAGACCACAAGGCCAACUCUUUCGCCCUUUUAUUGAGGCUGCGCUCCGACUGUUACACUGUCCUCAGCUGCUGGGAGGGGCAUUGCCACCAGAUGGCUCUUUAGAAAGCCUCAGCACUCCAGGGCCAAGAAUCAGCAUCCCCUAGGUAAAGCUUAAAGCAUUCCAACGACUUUUCCAUUUGGGGUUGCAAAGAGCAGGAAGCAACAGGGAAUCUACUGAGGAAAGGCCAGACCUGGCGUUAGAGCACAGACACAGCAUGAAGCCAGUAGGUCUGGCAGGAGAAGGCCCAGCCUGCAAAGCAAACCACGGAGACCUGGGUGUGCUGGGAGUUUUCGGGAAGCCAAAGACACCCGAUGGGGAAGGGGUGAGUUGGGCAGCUGGGGGACCCCCAGGGCUUGAAGUGAGCGAGGUCUAGUCAUAAUUAAUUCAGCCAAGCAAGGAGUCUGGCAUCCAGGGAGGUUCUGUUAGGUUCAACUGCAGUUUACCGAUGAAUAAUAGAAGAGCAGGUUGGCGGGUCUUGGGGAGAGUAAAUAUUACAUGAAGUCAA
This is a messenger RNA of Mauremys reevesii (Reeves's turtle), 3211 nucleotides long. RefSeq names its product transmembrane protein 151B (gene TMEM151B). Bases 523 to 2076 code for a protein of 517 amino acids. The transcript has 2 exons. The record is from RefSeq and is a predicted model, not a curated record. Lineage: Eukaryota; Metazoa; Chordata; Testudines; Geoemydidae.